Messenger RNA from Cutaneotrichosporon cavernicola, 378 nucleotides. RefSeq lists its product as uncharacterized. The record is from RefSeq and is a predicted model, not a curated record. Gene Ontology annotation, molecular function: small ribosomal subunit rRNA binding; structural constituent of ribosome. Gene Ontology annotation, cellular component: mitochondrial small ribosomal subunit; ribosome. Gene Ontology annotation, biological process: translation. Lineage: Eukaryota; Fungi; Basidiomycota; Tremellomycetes; Trichosporonales; Trichosporonaceae. The transcript is spliced from 4 exons. Bases 1 to 378 code for a protein of 125 amino acids.
AUGCCGCUGUACGAGCUUUUCUGCAUCGCCUCCCACAACCCAACAUCGCCAGCUGGUCUGCGACAGCUGAUCCGCUCGGUUGCAACCCAGGUGCACGGUACCGGCGGUGUUGUGCGCGACCUGCGGGCCCUUGGUGCGGGGCUGACGCUUCCGUACCGCAUGAAGCGGAACCAGCAGUUCCACGAGCGUGGAGACCACUUCUCGAUGACGUUUGACACGUCUCCGGUCGUGUUGAAGCGCAUCAACGAGACGCUGCGCCGUGAUCCGAUGGUUGUGCGCUGGAUGCUCACGAAGAAGGGCGCCGCUGUUAGCCAACUCAACACAGCACCGUCGUCGACGGUCCAGAUGCUGGGGCCUGAAGACAUGGGCCGCUACUAG